UCUGAUGAAUCCAUAUAUGCGAGGGAAAAAACCCUAUGAUAGCUUCUAACAUUGGAAGGUCCUAGAAGCUUCGACGAGGCGCUAGAAGAAGGUUCUAGAAGCUUCGGGGGCGGGGUUGGAUGGGUCGUCCGGAGGGGAAGGUGGUGAUGGUGACGGGGGCGUCGUCGGGGAUCGGGCGCGAGCUCUGCCUCGACCUCGCCGCCGCCGGGUGCCGCGUCGUCGCCGCCGCGCGCCGCGUCGACCGGCUCAGAUCGCUCUGCCGCGAGAUCGACGGCUCGCGAUCGCCGGCGACUCCCCCGGCGGCGGCGGCGGCGGCGGUGGAGCUCGACGUGAGCGCCGGCGCCGCCGCGAUCGAGGCCGCGGUGGCGAGCGCGUGGGACGCGUUCGGGCGCAUCGACGCCGUGGUGAACAACGCCGGGGUUAGAGGUGGCGUGUAUUCGUCGCUAGAUUGGUCUGAAGAGGAAUGGAACAUAAAUAUGACCACCAAUCUAACCGGCUUGUGGCUGGUGUCGAAAUACGUAUGCAGAAGGAUGCGCGAUGCGAAGCAGAAAGGCUCGGUGAUUAACAUUUCGUCGAUCGCUGGUCUCGAACGAGGACAACUGCCCAGAGGAGUCGCCUAUUCCGCCUCAAAAGCCGGUGUUAAUUCCGUCACCAAGGUGAUGGCAUUGGAGCUGGGGGUGCACAAUAUAAGAGUGAACUCUAUAAGCCCAGGCUUGUUUAAAUCUGAGAUAACAGAGGGUCUCAUGCAAAAGCAGUGGCUGAGCAACAUCGCGACGAAGACCGUCCCGUUGAGGACGUUCGGAACAUCGAACCCGGCGGUGACGUCUCUCGUGUGGUAUCUCAUCGACGACUCCUCGGAGUAUGUCACGGGCAACGUCUUCAUCGUCGACGCCGGGGCCACGCUACCGGGUGUCCCCAUUUUCUCCUCUCUAUAG
Molecule: messenger RNA, 935 nt
Organism: Ananas comosus (pineapple)
Lineage: Eukaryota; Viridiplantae; Streptophyta; Magnoliopsida; Poales; Bromeliaceae
Product: 3-oxoacyl-[acyl-carrier-protein] reductase FabG-like
Exons: 3
Coding region: 120-935 (271 amino acids)
Molecular function (GO): oxidoreductase activity
Source: RefSeq, a predicted model, not a curated record